Messenger RNA from Limanda limanda (common dab), 438 nucleotides. RefSeq names its product thyroid stimulating hormone subunit beta a (gene tshba). The transcript is spliced from 2 exons. The record is from RefSeq and is a predicted model, not a curated record. Gene Ontology annotation, molecular function: hormone activity. Gene Ontology annotation, biological process: G protein-coupled receptor signaling pathway. Bases 1 to 438 code for a protein of 145 amino acids. NCBI's taxonomy places the organism in Eukaryota, Metazoa, Chordata, Actinopteri, Pleuronectiformes, Pleuronectidae. Gene Ontology annotation, cellular component: extracellular region; cytoplasm.
AUGGAGACGGCCGUGUUCAACUGCUGGCUCCUCUUUCUGCUGUUCAGCCCAGCUGUUCCCAUGUGUUUGCCCACAGACUUCACACUGUAUGUGGAGAAGCCAGAGUGUGACUUCUGUGUGGCCAUCAACACCACGAGCUGCAUGGGAUUCUGCAAGUCAUGGGAACGCAACUUGAGGGACAGCUUUGGCCCGCGGGUCGUCCAGCGAGGCUGCACCUACGACGAGGUGGUGUAUCGCACGGUGGUGCUGCCCGGCUGUCCCGUCAACACCAACCCUCUCUUCACCUACCCGGUGGCCAUCAGCUGCCACUGCGGCACCUGCCGGACCGACAGCGACGAGUGCGCCCGCAGAGCCAGCGCCAACAGGCCGAGGUGCACCAAAUCAGUCCGACAUGUCUACCCAUACCCCGGCGCGAGUGACUACAUGAUCCCUUUGUGA